GUAUAACGAAGCUCCGUUCCGGUCCCAAUGGCUUCCCAAGUUCCCGGUCUCCUACGCCGAGGUACCAAAAGCUACGCUGAUACCCUCGGAUCUCUCUCACUUGGAGCUGGAGUUCCACAUUGCCAACGCCCAACAGUCAAAAAAAGCUUCACAGACAUCCUGGGAUCUCAACCAAGCGAUGCCCAAAAUAGAAUCGGAAGAUACAAAGGAUUCCCUGCUGUCUCCUUCACCCCAGAUGAGGUAAUUUCCCUUUCAAUCCCAUACCAAUUCGCACUUGUGGGUCGUUUCUUGAAAUCAAGACCUCCUCUGGAGGUUAUCCGUAAAAGCUUCGAGAAGAUAGGGUUCAAACCAGGCUUCACGGUUGGAUUAUUUUCCCCAUCCCUUAUUCUUAUAAAUUUUGAUUGCCCAAUUGAUUAUCAACGUUGCUUCUCAAGAAGGUUGUGGAAUAUCAAUGGAAGCCAGAUGGUGGUGUCCAAAUGGACCCCUUCCUUCCAUGCUGACACUGAGAGCCCUGUUUUUCCGGUUUGGGUGUCUCUAACCCAUCUACCCAUCCAUCUUCAAGAAGCUAAGGCAUUGCACUCCAUUGCGAGCUCCAUCGGUCACCCGCUGAUGAUGGAUGCAUCUACAUCAGCAAAAACUAGACCCUCAAUGGCUAGAUUCUGCGUCGAGAUUGAUAUCUCUAAAGAUCUCCCAAAGAAAAUUUGGAUUGAUAAUGGCGGGCUGGGUUUCUUCCAACCGGUGACCUACGAAAACCUACCACAAUUCUGCAUUCAGUGUAAAAAAUCCGGCCAUUUAGCCGGAAAAUGCUCAACUAUGGACAUUCCCAAGAACGAAGUGUCCAAGAAUAACCUACCAAAAACCUGGAACCCCAUUUCCAAGAAUGAAGUGUCCAAGGAUAAUCUGUCCAAAAGUGCUGCUGUGAUGCUAGAGCCCCUUCCCAAUAACCCAUGUGAAUUGGGUCCCAAACAUGACAGUAAACCUUCUUGUGAUACGAUGCCAAACACUGCAUGUCAAACGAAGUUAGAGGUAGACCAUGCUGUCCCAGAUUUUUCCCCAGAGCCUAACGGAGAUGAACUUGCACCUCUAGAAGCUACGGAGAUUAACCUCACUACCUUUUGUAAAGAGGACAAUCCCAAAACUCAAGCUCUAAAUGUUCAAAGUGAUGCUCAAACUGAGAGCCACAAUGACGUGCUGCAUCUGGAAAAAAAUUCUGGUGCUGCAUCUGGAAAAAAUCAGCAUGAAGUAAUGUUUGAUACCAACACUGGAGCUGUUGCUAAUCAUGAUGAAGUGUGUGUGCCCACUGAUGCUGCUGUUUUAGAUGAACUAGAUGAGCAAUUAGAAGCUGAAAUGGAAAAUCUGACUACGGAAGCAGAUCUGGAACAUACACAAGAACAAUCAAAUGAGGAAAGCAUGAAUGAUAUGAUUGCACAAAAUGUUAACUGUGUAGGAAAUACAAUCAACCUGGAAGAAUUUCCAGUACUCACAAGGCAAAAUAUCGAGGAGGAUGUACACACUCGAACCGAGAAUGUAGAGGCGGCUGUACCCACUCCAACCGAGAUAGAGAAGGAUGACACAACUGGGAUUCUAACUCUGAUUGCUGAAGAUACAACAAAGGAAACAAUCCCAAAUAAUUCAGAUGGCAGCAUAGGACAAAUCCUCCACUCCUUUGAGCUUGAAGGUCAACAUUAUGAAAUUAGGUCCUACAUUGAGGAAGGACAAACGUCAAACCACAAUGAAGAAAACUUCACAACUCAUGAAUUCCAAGAAGUCCAGAAUAGAAGAGGUAAAAAGAAGCAAGCUAUGCCAAGGACCAUCAAAACCAGAAGCUAUGAUCCUAAUCUCGAAGUCCGGACUGUGAGCGAGAUCAUGAGAUACUGGCCCAAUCGCAAAUCCACUACUUUGGAGAAAAUAGUUACUACCAAAAGUUAUUCUGGCCCCUUUUGGUACGUUGGGCCCGUUGGUCCAAUUGGCACUGACGGGAAAAGACCGAAGAAAAUAAUGCCCAGAAAUCUCUCCCUCGAUCAACACCCCGGUUUUAUAAUCUGGGAAUGAUCUUUUUUCAUUUUGAUUUAUUUCAAUUUCCCUUUUACAAUUGUUUUUCCUUUCUCGCAAUUUUUGAGGGGCAUUGGCUUAGUCCUCCCUUCUUUGUACUUUCCUUUACUUUGCAUUUAAUAAAAUAUCUCCUUUAAU
This is a messenger RNA of Cuscuta campestris, 2190 nucleotides long. The record is from the annotation of a GenBank genome assembly. NCBI's taxonomy places the organism in Eukaryota, Viridiplantae, Streptophyta, Magnoliopsida, Solanales, Convolvulaceae.